AUGAGCUCUGAAGAUUUUGCUUCACUGAAUGUACCUGCAUCUGUUUUCAGCAUUCUUGUGAACUUUUUUUUCGUCUACUGUAAGGUCUUUCGACAACAUAAGCAAGAGCAACUGAAACAACCGCUUAAUGUUUUACAAGGAAUACUUGUUGGAUGCAACAUUGUGAUCAGUAUCUGCACUCUUUUAAAGGUCUGUAUGAAUGUUUAUCCAUCACGCUGGGCCUACUUCCCUAUUGUUGUUUCUCAGUGUAUGGUCUACACUAUGAUGACUAGUGUAACCUCAUCCUUUUGGCAGAAUGUGUUCUAUUACUGCCAAAUUACUCCGAAACAAUCUUACUUUAUCUGGUUGAAGAAAAGCCUUCGUGUCUUUAUUUACUGUGCUUUGCUCAUCAACAUGAUGGUCUAUUUAUUUGGAUUGAGUUUAAUCCCUGCAAUUGUUGUAAUUCUAAAUAAUUAUGCUAAUAAUAAUGACACAAGUACAGAUUCUGUCAUUAAUUCUCCGUUGGCAAAUAUCGUUACCAUGUGGUAUUCCGUCUCUUCUGUGACAUUAUGCCUUUUGAUCCUAAAUCUGUGUGGGAUGUCAACAUCAAGUUAUGCAACUGUGAUUUACUUGUGGAAACACCUGAAGAACAUGGAGCAAAGCAGCAGUCUCUCUUCUCCCCGAUUCCAGAGACAGAUAUGGAUGACCAUCAGAAGUAUUGCAUUACAUGCUCUCCUUCACUUCAUUUGCUCAAUGGGGGUUAUUGUAGUUUCAAGUCUAUGUAUGUACUCCGAAUUGAAUUGUGACCUAAAUGGAAAUACCCUUUGCACUUUCAUUUCUUUUUAUGCAUUAGGAACCACCAUCAGUCUAGGUAUUGCACAGUCAUUAUUUCGACAGCAAAUAGCUUGUGUUUGGAAAAAAAUGUUUCCAAUCUUUUAG
Messenger RNA from Neoarius graeffei (lesser salmon catfish), 918 nucleotides. RefSeq lists its product as uncharacterized. The transcript has a single exon. NCBI's taxonomy places the organism in Eukaryota, Metazoa, Chordata, Actinopteri, Siluriformes, Ariidae. The record is from RefSeq and is a predicted model, not a curated record. Bases 1 to 918 code for a protein of 305 amino acids.